This is a messenger RNA of Thrips palmi, 1345 nucleotides long. RefSeq names its product ATP-sensitive inward rectifier potassium channel 12-like. Gene Ontology annotation, molecular function: inward rectifier potassium channel activity. Gene Ontology annotation, biological process: potassium ion import across plasma membrane; regulation of monoatomic ion transmembrane transport. NCBI's taxonomy places the organism in Eukaryota, Metazoa, Arthropoda, Insecta, Thysanoptera, Thripidae. The transcript has 9 exons. Gene Ontology annotation, cellular component: plasma membrane. The record is from RefSeq and is a predicted model, not a curated record. Bases 167 to 1303 code for a protein of 378 amino acids.
CUUAUCAGUGUGCCGGCAGGACUCCUUCGGCGAACGGCGAUCGUUCGGCAUGGCGGCCAGUCGGCGAGGUGUCGAGGCGAGGGACUAGGGACGCAGUCUCCGCACUGGAAGCGCUGGAAUUCCUGGAAUCUGCGGCGGCGACGACGCGGCAGCGACCCGUGGCGUCAUGGAGAAGACAGGCGACGACGGCGUGCUGCUGGCGCGGCGCUCCUCCACGUCCCCCAAGCCCUCCAGGCACCCCUCCAGCGAGCGGCGCACCAUGACCAAGAGCGGUGAUGCCCAGGUCGCCCCGCUCAACGUGCCGAACAAGCACAAGCGCUUCUUGCAGGACUUUUUCAACACCCUGGUGGAGUGUCGCUGGAGAUACACCCUGCUUGUUUUCCUGCUGUCUCAUUUUGCCAGUUGGUUCAUUUUUGCCGUGAUUUGGUAUUGCAUGGCUCUCGCACACGGUGACUUCGAGGAUCGGCUUCCUGGGGAACAGCCGUGCAUUAUCAACACGAUGGACGUGACGAGUGGUCUGACCUUCACCGGCUCCUUCAUCUUCUCCAUGGAGUCCCAGACCACUAUCGGCUACGGCACGGCCUACCCGUCCAAGGACUGCCCCCAGGCCGUCGUGGUGCUGUGCUUCCAGAGCGUCUGCGGCAUGAUCAUCGAGGCCUUCUCCGUGGGGAUCGUGUUCGCCAAGAUGACGCGGCCGCACCUGCGCACGCAGACGCUGCUCUUCAGCCGCAGGGCCGUGGUGGCCGUGCGGGACGGCUGCCUCACGCUCAUGUUCCGCGUCGGCGACAUCCGCAAGUCGCAGCUCGUCAGCACCAAGCUGUGGGUCGUCAUCAGCGGCGUCAGCGACCCGGACGAGCCGGAGAUGGACCAGACCGAGCUGGCGGUCACCUUCAACGGCAGCGCCAACAACCUCAACACCAGCUGGCCCACCACCGUGAUGCACAGAAUCAACGACAAGAGUCCGCUGUAUAAAAUGGACCCCAGGGACCUCCUGGAGGACACGUUCGAGAUCCUGGUGUUCCUGGAGGGCACCAUCCAGUCCACGGGCCAGACGACGCAGGCCCGCACGUCAUACACCCCGUCCGAGAUCAUGUGGGGCCAUAAACUGUACCCCAUGUUACGGUACAGCAAAAAGCUGAGGAGGUACGAAGCAGACUUCAAUCGGUUCCACGAGACCAUUGAGGUGGAGACCCCCCUGUGUUCUUCAUACAAUUUGAAUCGAGUUCGGCGCCUGUCGGAACUGAGCGUGCUUCACCCAAUCAGCGAGAGCCGCGAGGAGACGGCAGUGGAAAUAGAGUCGUAGUAUCUUUUUUAUACUGGUUUUAAUAAAGUUUGUACGAGAAAA